GCUUAGAGGCUGAAUAAAGAUGGCUGCUCCUAUGAUUACCCGUAGGUGUUGAAGAAUGGGCAAUAGACUGCCCUUUUAGAUCCACUUACGUGUUAUACAGCUAGCAUGGAGGAAUCAAAAGAAAAAAAUGUCGAUGAGGGGAAAAGGGUUGAAUUCAAGCUUGAUAAAGUGUGUGAACUGCGUUUUGAAGUAGAGAACAAUGAAGAAGUUGAACUUGAGCUCAAAUCUGGCAUGGCAGAAAUUUUCGGCACAGAACUUAUACAAAACAAAAAAUACGUUUUUUACUCUGGAGGAAAAAUAGCUGUUUUUACGUGGCACGGAUGUGUGCUGGAAUUGAGCGGUAAGACAGAGGUAGCUUACAUAGCCAAAGAAACUCCCAUGGUGAUGUACAUUAACACACAUGCAGCGCUCGAACAGAUGAGAGUGAAAGCCGAGACAGAUAACACAAGUGGCCCCACUGUCAUGGUGGUCGGACCAGGAGAUGUCGGCAAGUCGACGGUGUGCAAGCUGUUGGUCAACUAUGCUGUCAGACUUGGUCGGCGGCCAACAUUCGUAGAUUUGGACGUGGGCCAGGGACAGAUAUCCAUACCAGGCACGAUUGGCUCGCUGUCCGUAGAACGACCGGCGGAUGUGGAGGAGGGCAAUUUCUCGCUGCAGGCGCCGCUCAUCUACCACUUCGGUCACAUCUCUCCCAGCGUCAACAUCAACCUGUACAACUGCCUCGUCUCGCAGCUAGCCGACAUCGUGCAGAUGCGCGGCGAGACGAACCGGAAGGCUGCCAUCAGUGGAGUUGUGAUCAACACCUGUGGGUGGGUGAAAGGUCUCGGUUACAAAGCCGUCAUUCAUGCUGCUCAGGCAUUUGAAGUGGAUGUGAUCAUAGUCUUGGACCAAGAGAGACUUCACAAUGAUUUGAAAAGAGAUCUGCCUAAGUUUGUGAAGAUAGUGUUGCAACCAAAGUCUGGAGGAGUUGUUGAAAGGUCACGCCAACACAGAGUUGAAUCUAGAGAUGCCAAAGUGAAGGAAUAUUUCUAUGGUCUGAGUACACCCUUAUAUCCCCACCAGUAUGAUGUCAAGUUUUCUGAUGUGACAAUCUUAAAAAUUGGAGCUCCCUUGCUACCAGACUCGUUGCUGCCGUUGGGUAUGAAACAAGAGGACGCUCAUUUGAAGCUUGUUGCAGUUCCUCCCAGUAAUCAGCUGCUACAUCACGUGUUGGCCGUCAGCAUGGCACUGACCAGCGACGAUGACAUAGUCCGCAGCAACGUCAUGGGCUUCAUCUGCAUUAAUGGUGUCGACAUGGAGAAGAAAGUUCUUACUAUAUUGGCACCUGCCCCACGACCCCUCCCUCGUAGCAUCUUGCUGCUCAGCGAUGUUCAAUUUGUGGACACGCACUAGUGAUUCAUAUUUCUACAUGCUGAAAGCAUCACCAGAGACCGUACGCACUAGUGAAUCAUUUCUGUGCUCUGAAUGUAUUUUGAGAUACUGUACGUAAUAAUGAUUUGUAUUUUUGAAUCAAUGAAAUUUUUCCACACACUGUAUGCAUUGUAUCUGAGCCCAGAGUAUGACUGUAACUUGGUUUCUACUUUAAAUAGGAAUUAUUGUAAAUAUCUUCAUAUUAAUUUCCCCGCUAGGGUGUCAUCCCUGAAAAACUAUAUAAAUUGUGUACUAUUGUUGUAUAAAAGGCACAAAGGACAUCUUAUAUAGAAAUAUUCGAUUUGCUACUGAAUUUUUAUAUUGUAAUGCACUUUGUUUGCCAACAUAAAUAUUCAUCCGUGUUUUUAUGUAA
Priapulus caudatus is the source of this 1783-nucleotide messenger RNA. RefSeq names its product polyribonucleotide 5'-hydroxyl-kinase Clp1-like. Gene Ontology annotation, biological process: tRNA splicing, via endonucleolytic cleavage and ligation. The record is from RefSeq and is a predicted model, not a curated record. Gene Ontology annotation, molecular function: polynucleotide 5'-hydroxyl-kinase activity. The transcript has 12 exons. Gene Ontology annotation, cellular component: nucleus; mRNA cleavage factor complex. NCBI's taxonomy places the organism in Eukaryota, Metazoa, Priapulida, Priapulimorpha, Priapulimorphida, Priapulidae. The coding region runs from base 106 to 1392 and encodes 428 amino acids.